CAAACUUUCAAAAAUCUCUUUGGGUUUCAUGUCAUUUGCCAAAACUUUCCCGUUUUUAGGAAACUUUACAAAUGAUUUAAAAUUCAUUGAGAUUUUCGUAGCACUUCAAUACAGUUUUCUGAGGGCCGGAUUCUCGAAUACAAGCUAAGCUAUUUUCUGACUCAAAAUAUUUAGAAUGCUAGAACUUGCCAGAUAGUUGUUGGUUUGAAAAAGUUAACGACUAUGUAAUAUCAAGAAACCGGGCUUCUUAAUCCUCAAAUAACUGCACCAGAAAUACCAUUUAUUAAAUUAAGAUGUUUUUAAAUUUUUUUACACAAAAUUACAGGCCAGAGUUUCAUUUCUGAAAUACUCAGCUAAAAAAAAGGCUAUUCUUGGAUUUAGAAACGAUUAACAUUUUGUCGGGCUGUGCAAUCGAUGUGUGGGCGUAUUUGUUGACAUUUUAAAUUGUAAUUAUUCAUUUUCCAUUCGUUUUUUUGUAGUAACGUUUCUACACAAGGGAUUAAAAUUUUAAAUUUAUUUCUAAAUAUUUACUUAAAGCAACCCGAAGCAAGAAAAAACAGAUCAGCCAAUUUUAGUUCUAAGCAAAUAUCGAAAACGAAACAAUGCAAAGGAGUUCGCGAUUCGGCGGUCGAUUUAAGAUCGCCCAGACAGAACCAACAUUUACAUUAUAUAUUCAAUUAGUUUAAGCUGAAGCUGAAAUGUGUGCCGACAAUGAAUGCAUCUCGUAGUUGUAAAAUGAGCAAGAUAUUUAACAAUAAUUUACUUUUCCAACACAAUACAAGAGAAAAGUCCAAAGCUUUAACUACUCGCAAAGAAAAGGAGCAAAAUAUCGACGUGAAAAUCCUUAAACACUAAAUGAAAAUGCCAAUAAUAAGCUGCUAUCUCCCAUCCAAGAAAAUGGGCUGUAAGAAUUGUCCCUAUAUACACGCGUAAAAAUAUAUAUAUAUCGUAAACUGGAGAACUUCGAUUUUCCCCCAGAAACUCACACACGCUACAAUUUCAAUGGUUUCUUCAGUGUCGUGCAGCUAAAAGAAAAUGUUUUAGGAGAAGGUUGGAGACAGUGGAACGCCUUAAAUAUCAUUUCCAACCUAUGUUCUGCUCAGAGUCAAGGUCAAAAAGCCGGGAUAUUCAUAUGGGAACUUAAAUUUUUAUCUGUCAAAAUUCAAUUGAGCUUUAAACUAAGGAUAGAUCGAGAGAAAAAAAAAGAAAAAGUAACAAAAAAGUAAAAGAAAUGCCGAUAAAGUAAUAGAGUUGGGAUCGCAUUGUUUCUACAUAUUACUUAUAAAUGUGCCGUUUAUAGAUGUCUACAAUUAUAUACAACAAAUAUAGAUAUAUACCUAGAUAUAUAAUCAGAUCGAAAUCGAAGCUAGAACAGCAACUUGCACAACUCUUCCUAAAGGAAAUAAAAAAUACAAAUCUAAAUCGAUUAAAUUAUAUGCCACAAUUAACGAGAUUUCAAGAAGUGACGGACUAACUCCAAGCAAUUAAACGUUAUAUUUGAAUAACUAACUUAUGAUAUGUGUGUACUCUAUACUCUUCCAAUUGGUCCCAGAGUCCCACGUAAAACCUGACCACUCGCGCGAUCCCCAUAGCCACACACACACACUCUCCACUCUCGAUGUAGUGUUCCAAAUACGAAUCAAAUCGGAUAACCCUUAGCUGAAAUUCGACUAGCAAAAUCAAUAUGAUAAUAACACUUAUUCGUGCGUUAAGAUUAAAGAGAUCAUCUGGUAUACAUACUUUACUUUAUAAAAUCAACCAAAAUGCCGGGUAAUUAAUCAAUAAAAUACAUAUUAUUAGUUCUAAUCUAAGCGGAGUAAACAAAAUACAUCAGCAUAAUUAUUAACAAGAAAUAAGCAACGUGAGCAACGUAAUAUGGGAAAUCUGUAACUUUGGUGAUCUUUUUAAAUGUUAUUAGUAAAACAAAACAAAAAUCAAGUUUAAUGACGAAUACAAAUCAAACCAGUUUUAAAUGUGACUUAAAAUACGACGUAAACGACAUUUUUCCACAAAAUUAUAUGUGUAACAAGACAAAACCAAAUUAAGAGUUUGUGACAUAUGCAAUUUAAUGAAAGUUGAUGAUCUUUUCGAUAGAACUAUGUCAAGCUGUCUAACAAUUAGUUAUAAGCGCUUCAAUACAAAAUACCAUUCAACAAAAAUCAACAAACUCAAUUAAGUUAAACGGAACACAAUUAUAUUUAACAAAAUGUAUAAGUUUUAUACAAAUUAUAAUUAUUUUUAUCAAGUUUUGCGGCUUUGUUUCCAAUCUGAGUUCUAAACAUACAAAAUCAACCCAUCCCUUACAAAACAAAAACGAUUUCAGUUUGCGUUUAAAAUAAGAAAACAGCAUAUACAAUUCAUUUUUGUUCAAUAAAAAUAUAUUUAACUAAAAAUUCGUCUUGCCUUUUCGGAUUUGGGACGGAAUGUUGUCAGUUCUGAGGAGAUCAUUUGGAAAGGUGGCACCUUAUCUGCACGCCAAUCUCGUGGUCAGGUGCAAGGCCACUCAGGAGGCCAAGACGGCACUGAUCAUCCUGGCACCGGGUGCCGAGGAAAUGGAGUUUACUAUAUCAGCAGAUGUCUUACGGCGAGGAAAGAUCAAUGUCACCGUGGCGGGUUUGAGCUGUGAUCCGGUCAAGUGCUCCCGGUCUGUUGUUAUUGUGCCAGAUACUUCCCUGGAAGAGGCCGUGUCCCGUGGAAACUAUGAUGUCGUGGUCCUGCCGGGCGGACUAGCUGGUAACAAGGCGUUGAUGAACUCGGCCGCCGUUGGAGAAUUGCUGCGUUGCCAGGAUUCAAGAGGCGGAUUGAUUGCUGCCAUUUGUGCUGCUCCUACUGCACUGGCCAAACACGGAAUUGGAAAAGGAAAAUCUGUUACAUCGCAUCCAGAUAUGAAGCCCCAACUGGAGAAAGAUUACUGCUAUAUAGAUGACAAGACUGUGGUUCAGGAUAAAAAUAUUAUUACAAGUCGUGGUCCUGGCUCUACCUUCGACUUCGCCUUAAAGAUUACCGAGGAGCUGGCUGGAGUUGAAAUGGCCAAAGAGGUGGCCAAGGCAAUGCUUUGGACUUAUAAAUUAUAA
Messenger RNA from Drosophila takahashii, 3074 nucleotides. RefSeq names its product DJ-1alpha (gene DJ-1alpha). Lineage: Eukaryota; Metazoa; Arthropoda; Insecta; Diptera; Drosophilidae. The record is from RefSeq and is a predicted model, not a curated record. Gene Ontology annotation, biological process: glycolate biosynthetic process; glyoxal metabolic process; response to oxidative stress. Gene Ontology annotation, cellular component: mitochondrion; cytoplasm; nucleus.